ACGGCCAAUCAGCUCCGUCUCCUUCUCCGGACUGACUCUGCCAGCUGCGCUUGGCCUGAGGUUAACUAGGCCCAGCUCCUUGGGCCGGCCCAGCUUGAGUAUUUCACAGGUGCUUGACCCGAAGCUGUUUAAAUGGUUCAUUUGGGCCGUCCUCUGAAUAUCGGCCCAUCAUAAGCCCCCCAACUCCUCAGUCCUCAGCUGGGCCAAGCGGAGGAGUAGGGAGUUUGCAAUGUCCACGUGGACGCUCCAGCGGGGAUCCGGGCCGUUCCUUGGGUUCCGCACGACACCCACGAUCUCCACAAAUAAGUAAUCAUGGCCUGCCGAUUCCCCUUCCUGUUGUUAGUUAAAAACCGCCGCUGGACGCCAUCUCUUCCUUUCGCCUUCUUCACCACCGUUCGUCUGCAACUCCGCUGCUCACCCGACUCGUUCUUCUUCCUGUCCAGGUCAGUUCCUUCUCUCGCCGCCAUGAUUGUCUCAGAUUCCGAUUCGGCUACCCCAUCGUCCAAUUCUCGCCAAGCCGGUCAAUCGGCCUCUGACCGUAACCCCGGCCACACUCCAUCACCCCGGCCGUCGCCGUCGGCCGUGCCUGGCCACAAACGGCGUCGAUUGAGGAAGCAAUACCCUUCCUUAACUCCGGUAGAUGAGGGCUCAAGGGUUGAAUUGGACGAAAACAUCAUGGCGUUGUGCCAUUGUCAAAUUACUGACCGGGGGUUCGCCGAUGCCACCAACAUGGUUGGACCCUUCAUCGAGGUCAUGAGACCUACCAGUACUCAAACUGCUCUAGACGCACUGUCGGGGUUCUUCACGGUCCAUCUGGCGUCUUUGAAGAAGGGGCUGCGCUUCCCACUCCACCCGUUGUUGAUCGAAUUCCUCAACGUGGUGGACCUUCUCCCGUGCCAACUGGUCCCCAACUCUCACCGGUACUUCGCCGGUUACCUGGUCCGGUGCAAAGAUGUAGGGGUGAUGCCGACCUUGGACCAUUUCAUAUUCACCUUCAAACUGACCAAUGGCCAUAAAGAUUGGGCGUCCUAUGCCAGUCUUUCCCAGAGGUCCAGUAAACUCUUUGCUAGUGAUAAGAAGGGGUCAACCAAAGACUGGAAGCCUUUCUUUGUCUUCGUUUCGACGGGGCCCGAAUCUCCUUUCACGGGUUCAGGGCGCCCUUCCUUCCGUCGCAUCCCACGCCCCCCACCUGAUGCCACCCUUUUGUCUAUCACUCGCCAAUUCUGCAAUAAGGGAGUUAUGAACAUCAAAGAGGUGGUGACAGAGGAAACCCUUGCCGGGUUGGGGUUCGAGUUUGUCCAGGAUGAGCUUCGCCACCAACCCGACCUACUGAGGGACAUCCCCGGGGGGCAUCAGCCUGACUAGCUGAAGGACAUUCCUGAGGAAGGUCUUGACUGUGGUCCUUUCGGUAGGUGACCUUUUCUUUUGCCCAGAUGUUUAGUUUAUC
Cuscuta campestris is the source of this 1447-nucleotide messenger RNA. The record is from the annotation of a GenBank genome assembly. Lineage: Eukaryota; Viridiplantae; Streptophyta; Magnoliopsida; Solanales; Convolvulaceae.